Messenger RNA from Suillus clintonianus, 633 nucleotides. RefSeq lists its product as uncharacterized. Lineage: Eukaryota; Fungi; Basidiomycota; Agaricomycetes; Boletales; Suillaceae. The record is from RefSeq and is a predicted model, not a curated record. The transcript has 3 exons. The annotation marks the transcript as partial.
GAUGCACAAUUCCGAUGAAGAUAUGCGGACAUCACCUCCACCAGCGAAACGACAACGCACGGGCCACCGCAGAACAUCCGAGUCAUCAAUCGAGCAAUCACAGUUCUGGUUUGCUGACGGGGACAUCGUGAUUAGCGUUGAAGGACAAUCAUGGAAGAUUCACCGCAGCAAGCUUAUGUGUUCAGUGAUUUUUGCGGACAUGCUCGAACUUCCGCAGCCGGCCGACAUCGAGAGAAUGCAUGGAUGCCCUCUGGUCAGUCUGUGGCAAGAUUCCGUCAAAGACUGGCUAGUCGUCCUGAUGUGGAUGUACCAACGCGAUAAGUUCAAUAGCCAAACUGUUAUCUUUGAUACCAUAGCCGGAGCCCUACGACUAUCCAACAAAUAUGAUAUCGCAGACCUCCGUCAAUGGAGCACACGUCAGUUAUUUCUACGAUGGCCCCAAGACCUCACCAAAAUGACCUAUGCCGCAUUUCCUCAUGCCGCUGAGGCCAUAUGCCUCGCAAGAGAAUGUAAUGUUCCUGAAAUUCUUCCUGCCUCGUUCUAUGCGCUUUCGAUACUGCGUUGGACUCAUCUAGCCGACGGUGGCCAAAGCCACCUCCUGUUAUCCCCAGCAGACCUUCGGUGCUUCAUAGU